Molecule: messenger RNA, 1808 nt
Organism: Stereum hirsutum FP-91666 SS1
Lineage: Eukaryota; Fungi; Basidiomycota; Agaricomycetes; Russulales; Stereaceae
Exons: 4
Coding region: 155-697 (180 amino acids)
Biological process (GO): mRNA splicing, via spliceosome
Cellular component (GO): precatalytic spliceosome; U2-type prespliceosome; U1 snRNP
Molecular function (GO): U1 snRNA binding; mRNA binding
Source: RefSeq, a predicted model, not a curated record
GGUCGACGCGCUACGUCUUUUCCCGCCAUACACACGCCCAAAAGUCACUCCGUUCUCUCUCAAGGACGCGUGUUAUAUUGUUAUUGUACCCUAAUAUCCCCCCAAGUACUUAUUGGGCUCCUCUCACGAACUCAACGCGCGCCAACACGUCAGCAUGCCCGGUACCCAUCUUCUCCCACCCAACCUUCUCAAACUCUUCGCUCCUCGACCGCCCCUUCCGUAUACCCGACCGCUCGACAAGGAUAUCGACCGCGUCACGAAGAAGGAUGUCUCCGGUGUAGGCGCCAUCCUCGCUUCGUUGAGGGAAAACGCGACCGCGGGUCUCAUCAACGGGAAUGGAGAAUCUGUCGAAGGGAUGGAGGAAGGCGAGGAACCUGUGUUCACGCAUGCCGAGCAGACGAAAAGACAGUUAAGGCGAGAGGAAAGGAAGAAGAAGAGGGCAGAGGAUUUUAAGGUGGCGAAGGAAAGCUACAAACCUGCUGAGGACGCAGAAGCUGUAGGUGAUCCCUACAAAACGCUUUUCAUUGCCAGAUUGCACAAAACCGCGACGGAAACCGAUAUCCGCCGGGAGUUCGAGACUUAUGGUACCAUUGAGAGAGUCAGGAUCGUCAAGGAUAAGAAAGGCCGCUCACGAGGCUACGCUUUCGUCGUUUACGAACGCGAACGCGACAUGAAAGGUUAUUCAUCCCGUCCAUAGUUCUGCCUUCUCGUUCUAUCUUUCAGUGACGCGUUACUGACCGUGCUGGGGGCUCACUACCUUGGCUACAUCCCUGCCUGCUUUCAUCGCAUGGGUUUGUCCUUUUUUGCCUUUUCUUUCUUUCUUUAGCUGCGUACAAGGAGUCGGACGGGCUACACAUCCUGGGCAAGCGGAUCAUGGUAGAUGUGGAGCGUGGACGGACCGUGCGAGGUUGGAAGCCUCGCCGCCUCGGUGGUGGUCUCGGUGGCCGACCUAAACCUGUCGAACCUCCGGCGGCACGCUUCAGUGGUCCUCCAGGUGGGGGCUUCAGAGGCGGGAUAGGCGGUGGGGAUCGUGGUGGCGGUGGCUUUGGUGGGAGGGGUGGUGACCGUGGUGGCUUCCGUGGCGGACGCGGUGGCUUCAGAGGUGGAGGUGGAGGGUUUGGAGACAGAGGAGGCUUCGGCGAUCGUGGUGGAUUCGGAGAUAGAGGCGGAGGAUUUGGUUCAUCUGACAGAGGAUACAGUGACAGAGGAGGAUUCCGUGGUGGAGGUGGAGGCGGAUUCAGAGGCGGACGCGACGACUUUGGUGGCCCACGAGGUGGUGGAGGUUUCAGGGGUCGUGGUGGUGGAUUGGGGUACUCAGGAGGCGGCUUCGAUGGACCGCCUCCCAGUAGGUAUGGCGGCGGGCCACCUGGUCCUGGGGGCCCUGGCGGAUAUGGUCCUCCUUCCGGUGGAGGACCUGGGGGGUUCCCCAACGGAGGGGGCUAUGGUGGAGGCUACAGAGGCGACCUCAAACGCGAGAGUUCUGGGUUCGAAGAUAGGGAUUCGAAGCGGCCUAGGUAUUGAUCGGAACGGCAGACCUUCGACGGGUAAAACCGAAGUAGUGUUUAGGAUAAAGGUGACUUUCGAUGAGUGGUACAGUAUGAUGAUUGAUGGUGAGACGUGCUGUGCUGUUUUUUUUUGUUUUUUUCUUUCUUUCUUCUCGUUCGCAGAUCAUAUCCUUCACGCACGACUCCCUCGCGUUUCCGACGUGGCGUUUUGGUAUCCUUUACUUCUCCCUUCCCUGUUUGUGUUAAUCCCUGCUAUCGGUAUGUUUUGCGGGUAGGUUCUGUUGCUUUUAGUGCUCGUAGAAG